AAACGUCAAAAUUAUAUUAUUAAAUUAACUGUCACUGUCAAAUUGUCAAUAUAUUGUAUCAACAUGGGGCCUGUUGGCGGUCGUAGAUCGCGAUUUUAAACCACAUAAUCUAUUGUGUUGUGUUACUAAUUUAUAUCUUCCCAAAGCGAAAAAUGUUUCUAAAAACUAAAAUUUUAAAAGCUAUUCCAUUUAAAAAUCCAGUGAGGUUGCCUCUUUCGUACUGGAUAUUGGUAUUUAUUCGUUUCGCCCUUACGGUCGCUCCUCAAUUAGGAUAUUUACAUCCCGACGAGUUCUUCCAAAAUGUGGAGGUCAUGGCAGGAGAUAUAUUCAACAUCGACGUCGCAAAAACUUGGGAGUUCAAUCCAAAAUUUCCGAUCAGAAACAUUUUUGUACCAAAAAUGAUUUUAGGGCCACCACUGUACUUCAUUCGCAUACUCAACCCUUACACUAAACAUUAUUUGGGUAUAAACUUACGAACACCUUACUAUUUACUUGUUAUCCCCCGUCUGUUUGUUUGUUUAUUAUCAUUUGUUAAUGAUUACAGUCUAUAUAGAAUAUGUGUCUUAUAUGGUCAAAAUUUUAGAAAUAGAUUGGUCAUAUUUGCAAGUUCAUAUAUUGUACUUGUUUAUUGUUGUAGAAGCUUUUCAAAUACUUUUGAAAUGGCAUUUUUUUCUAUCCUACUCCUUUUGGUAGCUGAAUGUAUGUUGAAAUCUGAUAAAAUAAUAUAUCAUGAUGAGUUUCUAAGAGAAAAGUAUGAUAAGGCAUCUACUCCAGUUGAGAAAGUCAAACUAUUUAAGUUGAAAAUGCAUUUACCGGAGCAUUCCUUGAAUCAUGUGUUUAUUCUAGCUACUCUGGUGGUUAUAGGAAUAUUUAACCGUCCAACAUUUGUAGGGUUUGCAUUUCCGCCUAUAUUCUUCUGGUUGCAUCGUGGCUUGGGGUCUAAAGUUGUUGGGUUCAAAGACUUUCAUGUUCGUAUAUUUACAUUUAUCCUCUGUGGGGUACCGACUGCUUUGCUUCUCAUACUGGUGGACUCUGGUUACUAUGGUUACUUGACGAUGGCUGAUGUGGAGUCUAUGAAGUGGACGUGGGAUAACUGGGUGGUGACACCGCUGAAUUUCCUGCGGUACAACUUGGACAUGAAGAACCUGACGCAGCAUGGGUUGCAUCCUCGCUGGCUGCACUUGGCGGUCAAUGUGCCACUGCUAUUUAGUGUGCUGGCAGCGAUGGCUUUCAUCACACUGUCAACUAACACAUACAGGUUCAUCCGUGGCCACUACAGAAAACUGCCCAGGAUCCAAAGCAUCACCGGUUUGAUGCUGUUCUCACUGGUGAUUCCAGUGGCGCUGCUUUCGCUCUUCCCUCACCAGGAGGCUCGCUUCAUUAUCCCAGCACUAGUACCGCUCGUCUACCUUUACGGGAACAGGCUACAUCCAAACGAGUCUGACCUACCCAAUAACAGAAAACUUAAAAAAAUACUCCUUAAUAUUUGGUUCAUACUAAAUGCCAGCCUCACUCUUUUUUAUGGCUUUAUACAUCAAGGCGGUAUCUAUUCCUUCGCUAAUACGCUACACAGAGAAAUCAAAGGCACGUACGGUACACACACAUACGUCAUAAGCACGCAUAGUUACAGCAUACCCUCCUAUUUGCUACAAUUAGAGAGCACGACGAAAUUGUAUAAAGACAGACACACCGGCCACAAAUACAGGCUCACUCCUUCGACUUUCCUGUACAAAUAUGGUUCUAUGCCUAUGGACGAACUCUUUACGAAAGUAGACGACGUUCUUACAAACGCCGAGAUGCUUUUACAUGAAUAUAAGAAGCAAUACAGAUUCUACGUGGCCACGCCCUGUUCUUUAGAGCUAGAAUUAGAAGAAGCAGCUAAGAAAUAUUAUUACUUUAAGUUGGUGGACGACUUCAGGUAUUAUCCCCAUUUUUGUACGGAAGCGGUCCCUAAGUUCCCAAGUCGCUACGACCAAUUCUGCGUUGAAAGAAAUCUCUUGAAGAAUGAAUCUCGAGCUGUAGAUCUGAAUAUGUUCCAGAGAAUCUCUUGUUAUCUUAAAAAGUUUUGUCUUAAGAUUUAUAGAGUUAAACCAGUUAGUAAAUAUGAUAAGAUUGAUAAGUAGGUAAUGUUUACUACUUAAUUAAUCUCAUUUCUUUGUCAAAUAUAAGAUACAUCACAUCUACAAUAUAAAUUAUACUGUACAAUCGAUUCUACUUGUUUAGACUUAAAUGGCGUUAAUACACAAUAAUAAUAUACAAUAUUUGGCAUUAUGUACAUAAUCUUCAUCUCAUCACACAUUCACAGUGUUGACCACAGUUUUAACUAAGAAUUUUUAAACUUCAUUACAACGAUAUAAGAACUAUAGAUGGUCAACUUAUAUUAUAGAUGCUUAAGAGUGUAUAUUACUGUUGGUACAUAUUGUACACUUACUUUGUUCAUACCUAUUGAGGAUUCAUUGUGUUGAUAACUUGGGGACAAAUGCACAUCUCUCGAGGUCAACACAAUGCAUACUCAAGAGCGACUUUACAAAAAAAUUCUUUGUUGUCAUACAUCACACAUGAUUCUUUGUCAAAUUUUUUAGAAUUAAUUUAUGUAACAAUUAUUUAAACAAAGCUUUAAUUAUUUCGUUCCAAAUGCUCAAUCUUAUUCUCUUAUUUUUAGAAAUUAGUUUUUAACAAUAAAUAAAAAACAUGAUGUAAUGAUGAAGUUCUAAACUUAUUAGAGGACUUAUUUUCGUAUAGCUAUUUAAGUGUGUAAGUAGGUAUUUUGUUUUUAUCUUUGAUUGUAAUUUAUUCUUAAUAUAUGCCCCAAUUCUGAAUAAAAUGAAUAGAUUUCACCGUGUGAGAGCAAUGGACUGCUUUGCUAUGAAAUAAACGCUGUUUGCAAGCAAAA
Molecule: messenger RNA, 2893 nt
Organism: Cydia pomonella (codling moth)
Lineage: Eukaryota; Metazoa; Arthropoda; Insecta; Lepidoptera; Tortricidae
Gene: PIG-Z
Product: GPI mannosyltransferase 4
Exons: 3
Coding region: 153-2123 (656 amino acids)
Biological process (GO): GPI anchor biosynthetic process
Cellular component (GO): endoplasmic reticulum membrane
Molecular function (GO): alpha-1,2-mannosyltransferase activity
Source: RefSeq, a predicted model, not a curated record